CAACUGCGCACUCGUCGCGGUAAUUUUCUGGCGGCUGACUCUGAGCGGCAGACGAUGGCUGCAGGUCUGGCGACCGCGACACUAGCGCUGUCGCUUCUGGCGGCCACCGUGGCGGCCACCCCGCUGGACAUCAACGAGGACAUCCGUCUCGACACCGGUGAACUGCUGGUGAAGUACGGGUACCCGGCAGAGCGUCACUACGCCACUACGGGAGACGGCUACGUGCUGGGCAUGUUCCGGGUCCCGUCCAGUCCCAAGGCUCGCGCCAGAGGCACCGCCAAUGGACACCCCGUCCUCGUCAUGCACGGACUCAUGUCCAGCUCUGCCGACUGGGUCAUCAUGGGGCCCGACAAGGGCCUAGCUUACAUCCUGGCCGACGCGGGUUUCGACGUCUGGUUGGGCAACGCUCGAGGGACGACGUACUCCAGAAACCACACGUCCAUCAACCCGGACGAUAACCAGUUCUGGCAGUUCAGCUGGCACGAGAUUGGCUACUACGACCUGCCCGCCAUGAUCGACUACAUUCUGGAGCAGACCGGCCACUCGGACCUGUUCUACAUCGGCCACUCGCAGGGCACCACCGUCUUCUACGUGAUGGCCUCCACGCGCACCGACUACAACGACAAGAUCCGCCUGAUGUCCAGCCUGGCCCCCAUCGGCUACGUCAGCCACAUGACCAGCCCCGUCUUCCAGGUGCUCUCACUGUUCAUCAACGAGCUGUCGAUGCUGACGCAGCUGAUCGGCUUGGGAGAGUUCCUGCCCAGCAACGAGUUCAUCACGAUGGCGGGCGAGAUCAUGUGCAGCGACGGCGCCUUCACGCAGGACAUCUGCGCCAACAUCAUGUUCCUCAUCGGCGGCUUCAACGAGGCCGAGAUGAACAAGACGAUGAUUCCCGUCAUCAUGGGCCAUGACCCGGCAGGGUGCUCUACGAAGCAGCUGAUCCACUAUGGACAGGAAAUCCAGAGCGGCCACUUCCGGCAGUACGACUUUGGCAUGCUGGGUAACCUGCAGAAGUACGGCAGCUUCUGGCCACCAGACUACGACAUCUCCAAGAUCACCGCCAAGGUGGCGCUCCACUACAGCAACAACGACUGGUGCGCCGCACUGCAGGACGUCGACAGGCUGUACAAAGAACUACCGAACUGUAUUGGUCGCUUCCUCGUGAGUCAGGACUCCUUCAACCACGUCGACUACAUGUGGGCGAUCCACGUCAAAGAGCUUGUCUACGAUAAAGUUAUCAGCCUUAUGAACAGAUAUCUCCCGUAACAUGUAGCUUACUGAGCUGCAACAUUUCACACGAUUACAGUACUGUAUGUGAGUAGUUUUACAUCAUCAAGCUUACUUUUAAUUGCAAAAAUUGUAUUACCAAAAUGAAAUUGGAACCUCUUUUUGUAUGGAGCAUUUGUUUUGUGAGAAAUUGUGAAUAAUUUCCAAAAUAAAAUUAAUUG
Messenger RNA from Schistocerca americana (American grasshopper), 1448 nucleotides. RefSeq names its product lipase 3-like. The coding region runs from base 55 to 1266 and encodes 403 amino acids. Gene Ontology annotation, molecular function: hydrolase activity, acting on ester bonds. Gene Ontology annotation, biological process: lipid metabolic process. The transcript is spliced from 8 exons. Lineage: Eukaryota; Metazoa; Arthropoda; Insecta; Orthoptera; Acrididae. The record is from RefSeq and is a predicted model, not a curated record.